This is a messenger RNA of Centrocercus urophasianus (Greater sage-grouse), 951 nucleotides long. It is a transcript of the gene SCN2B, whose product is annotated as sodium voltage-gated channel beta subunit 2. The transcript is spliced from 4 exons. The coding region runs from base 197 to 844 and encodes 215 amino acids. Lineage: Eukaryota; Metazoa; Chordata; Aves; Galliformes; Phasianidae. Gene Ontology annotation, cellular component: membrane. The record is from RefSeq and is a predicted model, not a curated record.
CUCUGCUGAAAUCCACCAACCAUAGCAUUUACCGAUUUUUUCAGCCCAGCACCGCUCCACCGGCCAUAUUGGGCUGUGGAAAUAAAGCAGCUCUAAUGUUAUAUGUCACCUGCAAAUAACCCGGGCGUUCGAAAAAAGCAAACCACCACAACCCACACCAACACCAAGCCCUCUCCACACACCCAACUCCUUCACAAUGAGCCCGGAUGCCUGGCUCCCUCAGCCUGUCCUGUGCCUCUCUGCCCUCAGCCUGCUGUUCUCGCUGGUGCCCACAGGGCUGGGAAUGGAGGUGAUGGCUCCCCCCAUCAUCAACGCCAUGAAUGGCAGCUCUGUAAAGCUCUCCUGCACCUUCAACUCCUGCUACAAGGUGGAGAACAAGCAGUUCUCCCUCAACUGGACGUACCAGGCGUGCAUGAACUGCUCUGAGGAGCUGUUCCUUCAGUUCCGGAUGAAGAUCAUGAACAAGCAGCUGGAACGCUUCGGGAACCGGGUGGAGUUCACUGGGAACCCCACCAAGAACGACGUGUCCUUCACCCUCAACAACGUGCAGCUGGAGGACGAGGGCACCUACAACUGCUACGUCCUCAACCCCCCGGACCGGCAGCGGGGCCACGCCAGCAUCAGCCUGAAGGUGCUCACCGAAGAACCCCCAAAGCGCGAUUCAACGGUGGCUGUCAUCGUGGGUGCCUCCGUGGGCGGCUUCCUGGCCGUGGUCAUCCUGGUGCUGAUGGUGGUGAAGUGCGUGCGUCGGAAAAAGCAGCAGAGGCUGAACACGGAUGAUCAGAAAACGGAGGAGGAAGGAAAGACGGACGGCGAAGGCAACCCGGAGGAGGGCACCAAGUAACUCACCCUGCUUCCCCCAUCACUGUACAGCGCGUCCCGUCCGUGUGCUUCCCACAGCCAGGAUUGCUGUCUGCCCAGAGUAACCCCCUGCCACCCGCACCGCCAACC